AUGAAACCCUCUCUCACUAUCUACACCCUUCUUGCUCUCCUUCUGGCCACCGGAAAAUUCGUUUUCGGCCAAAACUGCGGCUGCGCUGCCAACUUCUGCUGCAGCAAAUACGGCUACUGCGGCAAAGGCAAUGAAUACUGUGGGCCCGGCUGCCAGGAAGGGCCAUGUAACCCAAAUAAAGUUGGUGACAUAGUGACGGAUAAUUUCUUCAACGGAAUUGCUAAUCAAGCGGCGGAGGGCUGCGCCGGAAAGGGAUUGUACACAUGCGCCGCCUUCCUUGAGGCAACUCGGCCGUUCCCGAAAUUCGGCGCCACCGGCUCCGCCAAUGACUCUAAGCGGGAAGUUGCGGCGUUCUUCGCGCAUGUCACGCAUGAGAGUGGACACCUGUGCCAAGCCUUAAGCUUUGAUGAUGGAUUGAAAAAUCUUGAUGUGGAGACCAAAGAUCCCGCUAUCUCAUUCAAGACUGCGUUGAGGUUCUGGAUGAUCAAUAACGCGCGCACGGCUAUCACAUCGGGGAAGGGUUUUGGGGCGACGAUCAGGGCUAUUAACGGCAAGGAAUGCAACGGAGCGAAUCCAGCCGCCGUGGCUGCUCGUGUUAAUUACUAUAAAAGCUACUGCAGCCAACUUGGAGUUAAUCCCGGCCCUAAUCUUCUUUGUUAGGAGGGAUUGUUGGAAACACAAGCGUGGCCUCUUGCAAGAGCUAUUAACCAAGCCUGCUUGCAGUUAGGGUUUGUUGUGUUAUAAAUAAGUGGAAGUCUCUUGCAUGUACUAAGUGUGAAUUUGAUCACUCGCGAAGUGAUAUACGUGCGUGUGUUGUGUGUUGCAUGUACUAAAUAAAUUUUCUUAUGUUUAUAAAUAUCGAGUUGUAUGCUAGGGUUUGAUUCUUCAAUGAAUGAAAAUAUAAUCCAAGUUCUUCUCGAAA
Salvia miltiorrhiza (redroot sage) is the source of this 922-nucleotide messenger RNA. Its product is annotated as endochitinase EP3-like. The transcript is spliced from 2 exons. NCBI's taxonomy places the organism in Eukaryota, Viridiplantae, Streptophyta, Magnoliopsida, Lamiales, Lamiaceae. The record is from RefSeq and is a predicted model, not a curated record. The coding region runs from base 1 to 660 and encodes 219 amino acids. Gene Ontology annotation, biological process: cell wall macromolecule catabolic process; chitin catabolic process; carbohydrate metabolic process. Gene Ontology annotation, molecular function: chitin binding; chitinase activity.